AUGAGGAUAUCUCCCUUUCUAAUUAUUUUAUUUUUUGUGUUUUACAAAAAAUUUAAUGUUAAUUGUAUAAUUCAAAAGCAAGAUGUCUACUUGGAUGAUGACUUUAAAAGUUUCACUUAUUUUUUUGCAUCCUCUCCAUCCGCUGAUUUCUUAUCUCGGAUUGUCCACAGUGACGAUUCAAGAUUUGUUCAAAUAAAAAAUAAAAUAGAUAUAUGGAGCAAAACUGUGGACAAGGCAUAUGCCAUAAAUCAAGUUUCUAAUGUUAUUAUGAAAGUAUAUGUAACACUGUUGUUGUUAUUACUAUUACCAUAUUUUGUGUAUAUGGGAAUUUUUGGCAACACAAAAAAUCAUACAGUCUUAGCCUUAUCUUCUAUAUUGAGUUAUUUCGUGCUUUUAAUUACAUUUUAUUUGACUAAUGGAAUUUUAAAUAUUGGAUUUGUUUGUUCCUUGCCAUUAGUAUUUGGAU
Messenger RNA from Plasmodium reichenowi, 466 nucleotides. Its product is annotated as putative membrane protein. The record is from RefSeq and is a predicted model, not a curated record. The annotation marks the transcript as partial. NCBI's taxonomy places the organism in Eukaryota, Apicomplexa, Aconoidasida, Haemosporida, Plasmodiidae. The transcript is spliced from 6 exons.